ACAAACCACGUACGGGAAGUCGGAGGGGAAAAUCAGCUGGAAUCCGCGGAAAUCAUCAACAGGACUAUAUUCCUUUACUUGGCUAGCUAUCCAUCUGUCAAUUUCUAUUCCCCCCUUCUUUCCUUUGUGCUGUCUAAACGCCACACUGGCGAUGUCGGAGUCUUACGAUUUCCUGUUUAAAUUCCUGGUGAUUGGGAAUGCCGGAACAGGCAAAUCCUGCCUGCUGCACCAGUUCAUAGAGAAGAGAUUUAAGGAUGAAUCCAACCACACCAUUGGAGUGGAGUUUGGCUCUAAGAUCAUAAAUGUGGUCAACAAAAUGGUCAAACUGCAGAUUUGGGACACUGCAGGACAAGAGAGGUUCAGAUCUGUGACCAGGAGUUACUACAGAGGAGCAGCAGGAGCCCUGCUAGUCUAUGAUAUCACCAGUCGAGAGACGUACAACGCGCUGACCACGUGGUUGAGUGAUGCCAGGAUGCUGGCCAGUCAGAACAUCGUCAUCAUCCUGUGUGGGAACAAGAAAGAUCUGGACGCCGACAGAGAGGUCACGUUCCUGGAGGCUUCGCGCUUCGCUCAGGAGAACGAGCUGAUGUUCCUGGAGACGAGCGCUCUGACAGGGGAGAACGUUGAAGAGGCCUUUGUCCAGUGUGCUCGGAAAAUCCUCAACAAGAUAGAGUCAGGGGAGCUGGAUCCAGAGAGGAUGGGCUCAGGUAUCCAAUAUGGCGACGCUGCGUUACGACAGCUUCGCUCUCCUCGCCGCGCUCAGCCACAGGGCACCCAGGAGUGUGGUUGCUAGUGGGCACGCCCAGUAACACACACACAGACAAGUGUGUUUCAGACAGGUUUGUGAAGACCAAGAGAAGAACAGCCACGGGGGGACGGUUCAGGUUGCUAUGCUGGUGACUCCUCUCUGACCUUCGACCUUCGCACGGAACCUUCAGAAUCUUUUGAACCUUCGUUGUCAUGGCUGCACCUGCAGAGAGCCUGUCAGAACUCUGAGCAUCUCCACGGUAACCAGAGACCGCCCACCCUCCAACAUUCUGCUCCACUAUUGGACCAAACCCUCCCCCAGCCCUCCAAUCAGGAUGUGAGUUGCUGACUUGUAUGUAACUUCUCUUUCUCUCUCCUACCUUCUUACUUAUCGUCUCUCACACCUGAAUCAUUUAGUUCAUUUCAGUUUUCAUCAAUGUUCCCGUCUACCUUCCUUUUAGUGUUCUCAAAAGGAAGAGUCUACAUUUUGGGAAAUUUGCUUCAUUGCCUUUUGUGUUCUAAUUGAACAAAUUAAACUAUGAGAAGUGAGCAUUGGUAGGUUUAAUUUUGGAUCAAGCCUUUUUCCCCUUCUUCCAGUCUUUAUGCUAAGCUAAGCUAAACCGCCUCCUGGACCCAGCUUGAUACUUAGACAUGAGGUGUCGACUUUCUCAUCAAACUCUUGGCAAGAAAACAAUUUCUCCAAAUUGCUGAAUAAUUCCUUUAACCACAGACAUAUUUAAAACCUUCUGUUACUACAGUACGCUUCUUUCUUCAUCCACCUGCUCUGUUUGCCUGUUUCAAACACUCACAGUCGACUGACUACCCACCCUCGUCACACUCCUUGUACUGUAUGCCUGGUUCACUCCUUUCUUACACUCUCGGCCAAAUUGCAUUUCAUCAGCUUACCUCCGCUCCUGUCCUCCUUCCCUCCCUUCACUGCAUUGUUUACACCCCAUCAUUCCCUCUGUUCCUACUCAUCUACUUACCUGUCCCCCUGUCCGUCUCUUGACGCAGCUCUCUGCCUUUCUAAAUCCCUCCCCUAUCUCCCUACAGCAUCUGACGCACUGUACAGUGUUUCUGUAUAUAGAGAUUGACGCAUGUUUUCUCAAACAGAAUAUCAGAGUAUUUCAUUAUGAAGAGAUAUGUAUAUUAAAGUAGAAAUCAUAUCCAGCAUCUGUUUCAUGCUCUGCUGUAUUAUUAUCAUGUUAAACUACAAUACACUGGCAACUUGUAAGCAGUAUAGAUGGAUAGUACUGUUUGCAGUAAUUAUGUUUCUUUGUUUGUGGGACAAGCUGAUGUGGACUACAUUAUGGACUAACACAUUUAUCUGUUUUUAUCAUUGUUCAAGCUCACUGAUUGAAAAAAACAGACAUAGGCAGCCUGAAAUAUCCUGAGCAUAGGUUUGACUUUCUGCAAUAGUUUAUUUUUAAUCAUCUGGAGUGUGAACGUUACUUUUAAUUUACAGUGGCACAUUCAGCACUCACCAUUCAGUUAAUUAUGUGACAGUGUAACACACUUCUUUAUCCAAAGGAUCCUAAUUAUGACUAACGUCUCAAAUUUAUAAAUGUUGCCUGUUUACAUGAAUACCUCACUGACCCGCUGUGGGGUAAUACUAACUGAAUGCAUUUCAAGUUUUAGCUGUGUUAUGAAACUGUUGUGUGUUUGAUUUUUAUUUGUCUCCAAAGAUACUUUAUGUCUCCUUUAAAACAACUACAUAAAGCUGACAACAAAUCACUUAAAUCUGGGAAUUGUUUGAAGGUUUAGAUUUGGAGAUGUGUUUUACAUUGGUGUAAUUAAGCAUUGUUGUUUGUAUUAACACUUUUCCCCUUAAAGAUGAUGAAUUCAACUUUUAAAACAAGCACACUUCAAAACAUUUCACAUUAGAUUUGAUCCGAUAGUGGCUUUGGCUGCUCCACGUCAGUUUGCUGUCUUGUGUUUAUGUCAUCAAGUCCUUUGUUUAUGUAUGUCCGUUUUUCUCUUGUCAUUAUGAAUAUCAUGGAUUUUUAAUUUAUUGUGUAUGAUAAAGCAUAUGUUUUUAAAAUAAAAACUAGUACAAAUAUA
Dicentrarchus labrax (European seabass) is the source of this 2808-nucleotide messenger RNA. It is a transcript of the gene rab4a, whose product is annotated as RAB4a, member RAS oncogene family. NCBI's taxonomy places the organism in Eukaryota, Metazoa, Chordata, Actinopteri, Moronidae. The record is from RefSeq and is a predicted model, not a curated record. The coding region runs from base 152 to 793 and encodes 213 amino acids. Gene Ontology annotation, biological process: regulation of endocytosis; Rab protein signal transduction. The transcript is spliced from 8 exons. Gene Ontology annotation, molecular function: GTPase activity; GTP binding. Gene Ontology annotation, cellular component: endosome.